This is a messenger RNA of Rubroshorea leprosula, 1131 nucleotides long. The record is from the annotation of a GenBank genome assembly. Lineage: Eukaryota; Viridiplantae; Streptophyta; Magnoliopsida; Malvales; Dipterocarpaceae.
CCCUUCCCCGUACUGUCUCUGUCAAGACUCUGACUCUCAUUUGACCAGAGAAACCAUGACCAUGAUCGACGCCCUCCGUCGUUUCUUCCUCCCUUGCUUCACCCCCACCACCACCGCCGCUACCACCAGGCCUGCCACCUCCGCCGACGCCACCAACAAAGUCACUCCCACCAAGAAACGUCUCAGCGCCUCCCUGAGAGAUGACCUGGACGACCAGGGGACCCAUGCCAGAGAGGCAGAACCUCAGAACCAAGAAAAUGAUUCCCAAGAAUCCACCUCCACUACCGACGAAAUCAUGUUCUCAAUGGCACCCCCGCGCCCCUCCAAGUCUAUGGUGAUCGGCACCAUCUUCGGCCACCGCAAAGGCCACGUCUGGUUCUGCAUCCAACACGACCGCCUCUCCUCUAAACCCUCUCUCCUCCUCGAACUCUCCAUCCACACACACCAGCUCGUCCAAGAAAUGCGCUGCGACCUUGUCCGUAUCGUCCUCGAGUGCGACCGUUCCGAACUCUGUUCUUGUCCACUACGAUUGGUCCCUGUUUUUACCCUGUUCUGCAAUGGCCGCAAAAUUGGGUUCGCCUGGAGAAGAAAGACAGGCGAUCAAAUCGGUCCCCUCCUAAAGACAAUGCAAUCCAUAAACGUGGGUGCCGGAGUAAUCCCAGCCGGUUUCAGGUCGUCGGAUUCAGAGGAGAUCAUGUACAUGAGAGCUAAUUAUGAGCAUGUUGUGGGUAGCGCUGAUUCAGAAUCGUUUCACCUCAUAAACCCGGACGAAUGCCCUGGUCAAGAACUCAGUGUGUUCUUGAUAAGAUCAAGUUGAAAAGAAUCGAAGAACAGAUCAAUUUUCUCUUGUUCAUUAUACCCAGAAAUCAAAUUCUGUUUUUCUGGGUUUUGGGGAAGGGGGAUAUUUUCAUCACUUGUAAAUUUAUUGAAAUUUUAGGCAUUUUUUUUUUUUUUUCAUUCUUUCUAGGAUUUUACAUUUUCAUUUUCUUUCCCUGGAAAGUGAUGGAAAACAGGGAGCAUGGUCCAAGGAUAUGUUUCAACGGAUUUUUGUCUUUGUAGUUGGGAUCACAUUUAUGUUGUCCCGGAGUUUAACAAUGGCAAUUGGGACCGCAAUAGAAUUCUUCCAUUGUU